AUUGAUGAUCCGACCCUUUGAACGCGAUCUGCGUUUUAUAGAAAACAGUUGUCUGUUCGGUUAAUUUAUUAUAAUUGGUCUUUGAGGAUUGAGCAAGCGUAGAAAAGAAUAUACCUAAGUCUCUUCGUUAUUAUUGUAUUUAAAGAUUUCAUUUUUAUUUAGGAAAGCACAAAUUUACGUGUAUGAAUUGAUAUGCAACGCUGCAAAGUGCCAGCUGAUCAAAUACCACCUGCCCAGAAGGACACUUCAUCUCGAGCUUCUCAGCAGCAAGGCUUCUCUUCCUUCCCUGCUUACUCCCCCCUGUUGACAUCUGUUGCUCCAACUGACCCAUACCCCUCCAAUUUUUACAUGCCUUCAUAUCAAGCUCAAUCCUAUGGCUCUGAGAACACUUGGAGCAAUGGCAGCGAUCACUUGCAGGCAACAUUCCUCAACACCUACAGUGGACAUGACGUACCAGGCUAUGACCUGCACAAUCACAACCAAGGGGGUGCUCACUCUGCUGCCCAGUCAAGCUUGAGUGACAACUGUUUUGGCUCUGGUCCCGCCUCCUCUCUACCGUCCAGCUACACUCCUGACUACCACCGCACUGGAAAUCCGAACUCGUGGGCUGCAGAAAGUCACCAGCAAGAUAGCCAAAAAUACGGCCAGCAGAAUUAUGACGAUGUGAAUCGCCAGGUCGACUCAGAGAACAACAAGAAUGAUGACUCGUUGGAGCGCGGCGUGCACGCGCUCUCGCUCGCCGACAAAACUCCUGGCGACGGUGGCGCCCCUGAAGCUGUGUCUCAAACCACGCACGAUGCAGGCCCUUCAGAAGGUCUCACACUUGUAUCGCAGCCGAAGAAGAGCAUGUCUUGGGCUAACAUUGCCUCUAAGCCUGCUAAACAACUGCCUACACGCCGCAAGGAGAAGACGGUUCUGACAUCACGCCACAUGGAUAUUGGCACUUGGGAUAAUAAGAACGGCCCUGGUGCUAAGCCAUCAGCACCUCUCCCUGCGCCGCGACCUGCAUGGGAGCCACCACGCACUAGUGCACGCACCACCACCACCUACACCAGCACUGCUGCCCCCCAAACUCCCAGUCAGCCUGUUGUUCCGCACGAAGUGUCGCCUCCUCCUUACCUUCAGCAGAUCCAGCAGCAACAACAACAACAGCAGCACCAACAACCGAUCCAGCAUCAACACCAACCACCACCGCAUCAUCAGCAACAUCAACAGCAGACACCACUGCAUCAACAUCAGCCACAGCAGUAUCAACAUCAGCCUCCACCACAUCAACAUCAACUCUCUCAGAAUCAAUACCAACCCUCUCACCAUCAAACCCAACCACCCCUGCCGCAACACCAGCCCCAACACCAACCCCUCCAGUCACAACACCAACCACCCCUGCAUCAACACUAGCCAACUCCGCAUCACCACCAAACCGAGCAUCAUCAACAUCAACAGUAUUCGCAGAAGACGCGUGAGCAGCAGCCUCAACAGCAACUGCCUCAACCGCAACAAAUGCCUCCUCAGUACGCAGUGGCGCAGCAUCACACAAUGCCUCCACCAGGCAACAUGCAGAUGCCACUAAAUGCCCCAAAGCAACACCUGCUGCAGCACCACCAUCAGGACCAAGCACCUCCACAACAUCAGCACAACCGGUCCUCCCUCUCUCCAAAACCAGCGCAUCACCAGCAGGCAACUCCACCUCAUCCAAUGGAGGAAAAAAUGCCGCAGGUGACUUCUCACAUGGGAAGACCAGCUCAACAAGAUGCCCACCAGCAAAAUGUCCAACCUACUCACGGACACGACAAUAAUUUGAGUUCUUCUGACAAGUCACCAGCUCCUGACGCAUCUCUGGAGCUUCUCCACGAAAGUCCUCGCCCCGAGGAAAGCAGCUCACCAAUUUUAGAGGACCUCCGGCAGCGCAACAAAUACAAUCCUUCAGAACUGAGCCUCGAUACGACCAACGCGCGCUUCUUUGUCAUCAAGUCCUACUCUGAAGAUGACGUUCAUCGUGCCAUUAAAUACGAGAUAUGGUGCUCUACUGAGCAUGGAAACAAGCGCUUGGACCAGGCUUUCAAAGACCAGGCCGAACGCAAUGCUCCUUUGUAUCUGCUUUUCUCUGUGAACGGAACUGGUCACUUUUGUGGCAUUGCUGAGAUGCUCAGCUGUGUGGACUAUUCUUCAUCUGCUUCAGUCUGGGCCCAAGAUAAAUGGAAGGGACAGUUUAAAGUCAAGUGGAUAUACGUGAAAGAUGUUCCGAACACGCAGCUGCGUCACAUAAAGCUUGAAAAUAAUGAGAACAAACCCGUCACCAAGUCACGGGACACCCAGGAAGUGCUUCCUGACAAGGGCAGGCAGGUUCUGCAAAUCAUUCACUCCUUCCGCCAUUCAUCGAGCAUCUUCGACGACUUCACGCACUACGAACGACGUCAGGAGGAAAUAAAGAGCAAGAGAAAUAACAUGGAUGGGUCUUCGGACGAUGGACGUCCCAUGGACUAUCACCGCAACCACGACCAGCAACAGCCAUACUACGGCGGCCACAACUACGGUGGCAGAGGAGGACGUGGCCGUGGGUACCAUCAUAAUAACUACCACCCGCAGCACUACGGCAACUACAAUGCCGGUCCCGGUGGUGGAAGAGGCUAUGGUAGAGGACAUUAUGGCGGUGGUCAUCAUGGUGGAUACGGCCGCGGAUAUCACGGUGGCUAUGGUGGUGGAUACAUGGAAGGCGGUCAUCACAACGACCGCUUUCCGGCACCACACUAUCGCGGCGGGCAUCACCAUUACAACGGACCACGAGGAGAUGGACCGCCCCGCAAUUGAGGCUCUGGACUCAUGGUCGGGAUUAGACCAGCGACACCACGUCGAGCCUUGAAUGCAGCAUUCAAUGAAAGUUCAUAUUAGGAAUAUGAGUGGAUCACUGAGCACCCUGACGUGUGCUGUGUGGUGGUGUACGCGUUAAAAAGCGAUGGCGUGUGACGUGCAGGCAAUGUUGUGUAGUCACUAAAGCAUGGACUGGUGCACCUACUAAAUCUAAACAAUGAGACCAAAACAGGACUUUGAUGAAAACUGGUCCUAUUGCUAAUUAGAAGUGAUAUUCAUUAAUUUGUACGUACCACAAACACUUUGUAAAUGUGCUCCCAGUGCUUGCGUUUCUGAUAAAAUAGUUCCUUGAUAAUACAGGAAGAAAUAGAACAACUCUGGAUAUUGCUCCGGCUAAUUUAAUGUCGAAGAAUCAAGGAUGUCCGAACUUUCGUGCUUACUGUUGUUAUCUACUCGAUCACUUCCUCUUUGUCUAUCCCGAAAUAGUUUUUAUUCCAUUCCUUUCGUGAUUUUGAAAGUUACUAACGUUUGCAUCACGUAUGUGUGAUGGUCUUCACUAAAAUUCGUCUAUGGAAAAACAGUGAUGUGCAGUGUUGUAAUUAGAACAUAAAUUCACUACAUGGAACAAUUACUGUGCAGUAUGUAGACAUCCGCGAGUACUCACUUCGGUGAAGUGCAACUUCUGAACUAAAAAAUAAACAAUUACGGUGUGCACUAGGCUUUCUUAAAUUAUACUUACUGCCUCAGACGGACUCGCGUGAAUUUCAAAAUGAAUAUUGUCUGAAGGCCUCUGCUGGAAAAGUGGUUAUCUUUGGAGACGCAAAGUGUGCCGUAGAUUGCUGUAGUAGAGCUUUCAUUGUUGUUAUUGAAGAAUUAAUUGCUCCAAAUAAACUUACUUACACUCCUGUGCGUAGCUUAUAGACCAAAAAUAAGGCUCUUUUCAUGCGUGCGCUCUUUGUUCUUGCGUGGCGAUGAGAUAUCUGGACUACGAAGUCGACUUGUUGUUCUGUGGCGUCGACGAGAGCAUCGCACGCGCCUUAGCACGCUUCAUUCCUAGCACACUUUAUAACUUGACUCUAUUAUUGUGAGUGCAUUAUAGUUCCAAGGAAUUACUGGCAUUUUAAACUACAUUUUAAUCUUACGAAGCAUAAGCAAGAAUUGGAUUGCAAGUUAACCUUUCUGGAUGAUUACAGUCCCAUAGGCAUCAGGUUAUAACUGAUAAGUGAUUGCCUACCAUAAACAAUGUAGAAUUAUUGGUGGUUCGACUUAUUCAUGCUGUUAUUCUGUCACUUUGGUGGGCAUUCAUAAAUUUGAAUAACAUUAUUUACCCGACUCUGCCGAAGUUGUUUUUAAAGUUUUUUUCUGUGUUUAGUAUUGACGUGACGUCACAAAAAUUUGUCAUGGGGACAUUAUUUUAUUACAUUUAUAAUUAUUUCACAUUUACCUUUCUCUUUGUUGAGUUCCCAGUCCUGUUCUUAUCAAUAUGACUAUUGAUUCAUUCUCAUUAAAUUACCAACUUAGGUUUGAAAUUUGAAUCCGAAGUUACCUGACCAUAGAAAUACUGCUGAGCAGUUAUUUCAAAGUAAUACGACCAUUAAUAGUAGAUUGUAUCGAAUUUUAUUUUCCCCCAGUCGUCUUUUUAGGGUUUGCAAGAACUUACUCAAGAAGUCACCAUGUUUUAAUUCAACACCCGACGGCAGGUUCCUGGUUUUUGCCGUACAAUUAAGCGGCGUUGUGCUCGUUUCCAAGCCUCGUGAUACAGACACCUCGGCCCUGCAUUGUGCUUUUUGAUAUGGAGACCUGUUAGUUUUUAUUACACUUUAUUUGACCUUAACUAAGGCUUACCAAUGCUAACUUUGAUUUGCCUGUGUACCAACGUUCUAUCUUAUCACAGAUGUGUGUUUCGUUUUUAAUUAUUGGACAUGAAAUGCGUUCACGUGAUUAUUAAUCACUCAUUACUGAGAAGUUAUUAGAGACUAUAAGAAACUACGAUUUUAAUAUCCAUUACUGAUAACACAUUAUUUUCGAUAGUGUGUCAUGUUUUUUUCCUGGGGGCGAAUGGAUGUACGGAAAACACUUGUGUAUUUUCCGGUUGAAUAAUUUUUUGGAAGGGGAACCAGUUGAUGCCCCGAUGCCUUGAUUCAUUUGGCGCACUCCUCACUGCCUUGUCGAGUCUUGGUGCAUACAUUUUAGUCUUAUGUUCACGACGUUCAGAUUUUGUUUUGUGUUCUGCUUAGUUAUUUGAACAGAACUGUUAUUGUAGCGAUAAGCCUUGAUUAUUAUGUCUAAUCGACGAUAUCUCAAAAAUAUUCGUCUUGUUCAUCUCUCUUCUUGUGUUAUGGUUCUGUGCCGGAGGAAGCUGAUGCGAGGUGUGUUAUUUACCUGCACUUUUUCUAUAUUUCGCGCUUCUUCUGCAGAUAAUUCUUGACAUAAUGUUCUUACCAUGCUUUGAUCCUAUCUUUAGUUUAAGUUUUUAUUUUAUGCAUUAUAACGCUAUAGCUUUACAUUCAUUACAUCUUGGUCUCUUGGGUUAACUUGUGUUUGCAAUGCAACACACUUGGGUGAGGCGGAGUGGCCGUUCUGUGCUAAUAAAGAUCUUCGUUCAAGCAACUUUCGUAUGGCUAUUUGAGUUACACUUAUGUUGCUGCCUGGUUCUUUUCUGUGGAAAGCAAUAGUGAAAAUCUUUCUUAUCCUAAUUUUAUUUUUUUUAGUUUAGUGCGCUCGAGGAAGGUAAGGGGAAUUCAGUUACUGGUGAAUGAUUCGAUCGUUUAUCGUUCGCAUGUACCAGAAUCUAUUCCUAAUGUUUCCGCGAUUAUCGAUACGUUGUUACUGCCACAUAUUACUGCGACUGGUGAGGUCUAUACAUACAGUGACUUCCAAACCUUUCCAAUUAGAAAUUUCAAGAGAUGACCGUUUCCUCUGACGCAUAAUUCUCAUCGUUAUGAUUUUUGUAGUUUGCGGUCUUUUGUAAUCAUAAUGUUGUUUAGGACCAUUUGAUUUUUUUCAAAUUCCUCAUGUGAAUCUACAAAGUAUUAUUCAUAGCUCAUUAUUGCAACAUUUACGCCACGUAUUAAAAAAGUUGUCACUUGGUCUCAUCUAUAUGUUGAUCUGUUCUCAUCAAUUCCAUAGUUUUUUGUUUACUGUUACAUCUGUGUCAUUUUCGGAGCAUUGGAUGUAAGUUUUAAUCUCGAUAUACUGGCACGUUGUUUUAAGCUAGCAAUUAAUAUUCCAUUUUAUUUAGUGAAAAAAUACUUGAUUGCCAUGCGUUGAAUUGUUUCUCUUAUUAAGCACAUUAAUGACCUUUCUAAUGCAGAGUUGAGCUAAAUACCGUGCAGACUAAUCGAGCUACUGACAACGCUCCUCUAAACGGAGGACAUUCAUUCAUGUUUGUAUCGUUAUUCUAUUGCAGAACUUACCCGUUCAUGUUCGAUAUCGACAAUAACAAAACUAAGUGUUGUCAAUAUUUAAUCUGGAAUUAAGCUGAAUUCUACAUAUAUCUACGACCUUGCAAUUCUCGUUCUCUCGUUUCCUUGGCUAAUCAGGAUGAACUAGCACGUUUGGUUUACAGCCUGAGCGCCUUCGCCCUCCGCUUGAUGUUCGUUCUAUGGUUUCUGUAUAUAAUUUAUGGUGUCAAUACGUAAAGCAAUAUCUUCAGAUUAACGACUUGUUUUUAUCGCACACUAAUGAUGCCUUCACAAAUCCCAGUCCAUUUUCAGGUCUUGUACAGACGCAAGAAAUCAACGUGACGAGAGGCUUGGCAGCCAGUUAUAUUACGCCAGUAACAUAACUGGCUCAAUUAAUUUAUGGCUUAAAACUGUAAUAUAACUGCCAGUUAUAUGAUGAUUGAUAACUGCCAGUUAUAUUGCAGUUAUUGGUACGCAAAACUUCGGUUUUGCGUACCUAGGAUGUGUGACUAUGGAGAACUGUGUGAUGCUGUUAUCCAUAUAACAUUACUGGAUGUUUUUGUGUUUUAGCUGCGGCCAUUCCAAGCAGCGACGCGCCUUUCUUUUAUGCUUUGAACACGUCUCCUUACUGGAGCAUUUUUAAAACUUCUCGCAUCUUUGUAAGUCCAUAGGAUGGCUUGUGAUUGUUAGCAUGUCAUGGUUUUAUUCUUGGUGAGCUUCUAUAACAUAGUUGGUACACAGUAAAAGUACUCUGGUA
Messenger RNA from Hyalella azteca, 6969 nucleotides. Its product is annotated as YTH domain-containing family protein 1. NCBI's taxonomy places the organism in Eukaryota, Metazoa, Arthropoda, Malacostraca, Amphipoda, Hyalellidae. Gene Ontology annotation, biological process: mRNA destabilization. Gene Ontology annotation, molecular function: mRNA binding; N6-methyladenosine-containing RNA reader activity. The record is from RefSeq and is a predicted model, not a curated record. Gene Ontology annotation, cellular component: cytoplasm. The transcript is spliced from 7 exons.